This is a messenger RNA of Columba livia (rock pigeon), 1796 nucleotides long. It is a transcript of the gene DPAGT1, whose product is annotated as dolichyl-phosphate N-acetylglucosaminephosphotransferase 1. Bases 72 to 1292 code for a protein of 406 amino acids. The transcript is spliced from 9 exons. Lineage: Eukaryota; Metazoa; Chordata; Aves; Columbiformes; Columbidae. Gene Ontology annotation, cellular component: membrane. Gene Ontology annotation, biological process: protein N-linked glycosylation; dolichol-linked oligosaccharide biosynthetic process. Gene Ontology annotation, molecular function: UDP-N-acetylglucosamine-dolichyl-phosphate N-acetylglucosaminephosphotransferase activity. The record is from RefSeq and is a predicted model, not a curated record.
CCGCCGGCGGGAGGCGUUGGCGAGCCCGGCGCCGCUCCGUGCCCUUGGCUGGGGAAGCGCCCGCCGCGGCCAUGGGGGCCUGGCCCGCCGUGCCCCUGCUCAUCAACUUCGGCGGGUCGCUGCUGGGCUUCGUGGCCACGCUGACGCUGAUCCCGGCCUUCAAGGACCGCUUCCUCGCCGCGCGGCUCUUCGGUGCGGACCUCAACAAGGCCUCCCGGCAGCCUGUCCCCGAGGCACAGGGCGUGAUCAGCGGUGCCGUGUUCCUGAUCAUCCUCUUCUGCUUCAUCCCCGUGCCCUUCCUGCGGUGCUUUGUGGAGGAGCAGUGCGCGGCCUUCCCUCACGACGAGUUCGUCGAGUUCAUCGGUUCGCUCCUCGCCAUCUGCUGCAUGAUUUUCUUGGGCUUUGCGGACGACGUUCUGAACCUGCGCUGGCGCCACAAGCUCCUUCUUCCCACAAUGGCUUCUCUCCCACUGCUCAUGGUUUACUUCACCAACUUUGGGAACACGACCAUCGUGGUGCCCAAGCCCUUCCGGGUGCUGCUGGGCGUGCACUUGGACCUGGGUGUCCUCUACUACGUGUACAUGGGCAUGCUGGCAGUGUUCUGCACUAACGCCAUCAACAUUCUCGCUGGAAUUAACGGAAUUGAAGCAGGGCAGUCGUUGGUGAUAGCUGCUUCCAUUAUCGUAUUCAACAUUGUAGAGUUAAAUGGGGAUUGUCGAGAUGAUCACAUUUUUUCUCUCUACUUCAUGAUUCCCUUUUUUUUUACCACGCUGGGGCUGCUUUACCACAACUGGUACCCAUCUCGCGUGUUUGUUGGGGACACCUUCUGCUACUUCGCCGGCAUGACCUUCGCUGUGGUGGGGAUCUUGGGGCACUUCAGCAAAACAAUGCUGCUUUUUUUCAUCCCGCAAGUGCUCAACUUCCUCUACUCCUUGCCUCAACUCUUCCACAUCAUUCCUUGUCCCCGUCACCGGCUGCCAAGGCUCAACACUAGCACAGGGAAGUUGGAGAUGAGCUACUCCAAAUUCAAAACUAAGAGCCUCUCUGCCCUGGGUACAAACAUUCUGAAGGCAGUCAAGAUCUUGCGCGUAGUAGAUGUGAGGAGUGGAAUAGAUGAAGACGGCGAGUACACCGAGUGCAAUAAUAUGACACUCAUUAACUUUGUGAUAAAGCUGAUUGGACCCACCCACGAGCGAAGUCUCACUCUCCUGUUGCUACUCCUUCAGGUCCUGGGCAGCACAAUUGCAUUUUCAAUCCGGUACCAGCUAGUGCGCUUGUUUUAUGAUGUCUGACUGGACUGUCAGGGAGCAGAGGAAAGAGUUGUACCUAUCACUCAGUUUUUCCAGUUGCUGACCAAAUGAUUCAACGGAUCUGACUCUGGCCCUCCAAGAACUUCAGGACACCUGUCAAAAUGCAAGUACCUAUUCUGCGUGGGCUUGAACUGUAAUUAUCUUCUCCUUUUGCACACAGAAGGCUUUUGUUCAACUCUCCUGACAGAAAAGAUUCGCUGCUACUUGGACAUGAUGGGUGCUGGGAGUGCCCUUCAGAGAGGAAGGAAACAAAUGUUUACUCACAGCGCUUAGGGCAAGUGGGAAAGGUGAGAUCUGUACAUCUGACAAGCACGUUACUGUUCCCAAGAGAGAAAACGGACUGCAAUUUCUGUGAGACUCUACAGCAGAACAAGUAAACCAGAAUCCUCUCCUGGCUUCUCCAAUCUUGUUUUUGGCCCACGGACAUAGAGUAAUGUGUUAUAAACCAAAGCUCAGAGCACUCUGAGAAUAAAAUAACUCAUGGUA